Messenger RNA from Gigantopelta aegis, 2651 nucleotides. RefSeq lists its product as uncharacterized. The record is from RefSeq and is a predicted model, not a curated record. The coding region runs from base 138 to 2111 and encodes 657 amino acids. The transcript is spliced from 5 exons. Lineage: Eukaryota; Metazoa; Mollusca; Gastropoda; Neomphalida; Peltospiridae.
CUAAGGCUGCGGCGUUUCUUUUUUUCAGAAGUGUAUUUCUUUCGUGAGCUCUCUAUUUGGGGUAGUAUUAUAACGGCUCUGCGGACCGUAUCAGCAGGUCGAGGUGUACUGCCGUACGUUGGGCGUUGAUAACAAACAUGGCGUACCUAGACGACGACAGUUUCUUCGCAGACGACACUUACAAACUGAGUGAAAUUCCUGAAAAAGUGGACAUACCAACACUGGUGCGGGUUACCGAGGGGAUAUACAGCGUCCACGACUGCAGCACGUUUUCGCAGGGAGACAUCAUCAAAAUAGACGGGUGUGAGACGAUUGAAAUGGUGGCGGCUCACUUCGCCGUAUGGGCUAACGGCUGCUAUCAGAAACACGGGGAUGAGCUGUUCGUUCCGCUCAGUUACAAGGGCAGGGUGCGCGUGUGUCCUAUCCACGGCGUCGGUCACAAGUACACGUCGGUGGAACAACUCGUCACACACUUCCCGAAAUUCGUCAAGCUCGGACAGAGUCUGUCGUUCACAUACAAGGGUGAAUGUAGUUCACUACAAGCAGACGACACGCUGGAACUGUUGAGGCUGAUCGGCAGCGAAAAGACGGGAGUUCUAGCCCUGCGGGUUCUUCAGAAUAACAAAUCUGAAGUCGUGCUUCCAAAGAGUCUGAAAGGUUUGUUCAUUACACAGGAGAUAGACGUGGACUACACCGUCCAUGAUGUGAUGAAGUUCAAGAUGCCGCAGUGUGUGAAAUUCAUUGGGCAGGAUAUCAAUCUGUUCACGUCAAAGGACAUCCAGGAAGCUGCUUCCAACCUCGAACACUAUGACGGUUACAUCAUGCUAUCCGGGAGAAAGAAGACGCGCACGGUGUUGGUUGGUCAUUAUAAGGCUAUGGAUAAGAAUCCUUCGUCCAAGUUCCAUCGUCGGAGUGCCGUCGUCCUUCCCAUGGACAACGACGACAUCGCCAACAUUGAGGUGCAGGUCCCCAUGUACACGGACACGGCCGACUACGAAAUAUUCGUCUUAAAUCAUUUUUCCGAAUGCAACGUCAACGAAACGGUUGAAGGUUUAUUGUACAUCGACUUUUCCAAGAACCCCGGCGUGAUAUUCCCACAGGACCUCGGUGAUAACCCGCCAGUUGUUCCUCCCAGGACGGACCGAGGCUCUACCAGUACGAGCAGCACUCCCCCAGCUCGUCCACCUCGACCGUCCAAACCAACCCAGCAACAGGGAAACACGCAAUCAGAAGGUGUAAAUGUGCGACGUGCUAUUCCUUCAUACGAGAAUCACACAGGAAAACUAAUGACAAGUCGGGCUGCCUCGGAACCAGACUCCGGCGUUCAGCGAGCUGUUGGCAGUUAUGAUAGCAAACAGACGGUUAAAUCAACAGAUCUGAGUAAAUCAAUAGAUAUGAGUAAAUCUACAGGUCCUAGUAAAUCAACAGAUAUGAGUAAAUUUACAGGUCCUAGUAAAUCAACAGAUAUGAGUAAAUCUACAAGUCCUAGCAAAUCUACAGGUCCUAGUAAAUCUCCAGCCGCUUUUGCUGGGAAGAAACCAACCCACGCAGUCGUACCUAUUCAGAAAGAGACAGAAGAAGAAGGUUCUGAAUUUGUAAUAGGGGAUAUUUUCGUUAACUUCAGCGAAGGUAUGGACAACUUCGACGAACAAUCGGAGCCAGAUUCGGGAGUCGCUUACAUGAAUACUUCAGAUGAGAAAAAGAAACACGUCACAGUAAAAGGAUUUAUGAACAAGAUCAAAAAGACAUUCCAUCCUAAACAUUGCGGCAGUGAUAAGGAGCAGGAAAGCAGCAGGCCUGUAAGUGAGAACGCGGACUCGGGCCCUGUGUAUGACUAUGUGGAUGAGAAGACUCUCAUAGAUGCGAGGAAGAGGGCAGAAGGUCAAGAUCCACAUCACAAAACCGCAGUCGUCCAGCCCUUCCAGCAGGAGGGCGUCAAGUCUCCGGAGAACCGGCUUGAAGAAUAUGAGCGUCCACGAGCUACAGAAGUGUUUCGACGGCUGUGCGCUGGAGAGUCUCGCCCAGAUCAUCAGGAUCAACAAACUCGACGGAGAUCUCUUUUCUGGUCUCAGCGACGACGAUCUCACAAAGGAACCUUUUUUCUUGAAUAACUUGGACAUCAGAAAGGUUCGCAGAAUCCAAAAAGGCUGGACUCCAAAUAUUUAAAAGUGAUUAAUGGGAAAUGUGUUAUUGGCAAACCUGUUUGGUGAUAAAACCAUAAGGAAGGCUGGUUACAAAUAUCACCUCUUAUUUUCCUGCAGUGGCGUAGCGUUGGUUGUCAGUCCCCGGGGCAAGGCAAGUAUUGCGCCCCCUAACCGGUAGACCGUUAGCACUCCCCGAGUCCUUCCACCAGACCAGAAUUUUGCUACGCUACGCCACUGUUCUUCAGUUUGACCAUAUGAUCAUAGUGAUUCGGGGUACUGUGAAUCCGGUUUUGAAAGUGUUGUAAUACAGAUUUUCGGAGAAUAUGCUGCAUGAAAGAGUUCAGUGCACAGUUGUGAGGACACGAUUCACUGUGAAAACAAUGGUGUUGGAGUUCAUAAAAGGUCCGUUCAUCCUGCCAUGAGCACAGUAUCUAGAACAACUUGUUAACGUUUCUUAAUCAAGAAAAAUUAAACAGAUAUAAAAAAAAUAAAGGGAACUAAAGAUGA